AUGGAUAUUCCCAGCGCCCCCACCUCCAAGUGCAUCACUUACUGGAAGCGAAAGGUGAAGUCCGAGUACAUGCGGCUCCGGCAGCUCAGGCGGCUGCAGGCCAACAUGGGCGCCAAGGCUCUGUAUGUGGCAAAUUUUGCAAAGGUUCAAGAAAAAACCCAAAUCCUUAACGAGGAAUGGAAGAAACGCCGGGUGCAGCCUGUGCAGUCGAUGAGGCCUGUGAGCGGACACGCUUUCCUCAAAAAGUGCACCGUGGAGAGCCUCUUCCCGAGCUUCGCCAGCCAGCACAUGCUGAUGCGGUCCCUGAACACCGUGGCGCUGGUCCCCAUCAUGUACUCCUGGUCCCCGCUGCAGCAGAACUUCAUGGUGGAAGACGAGACGGUGCUGUGCAAUAUUCCCUACAUGGGGGACGAGGUGAAGGAGGAGGACGAGACGUUCAUCGAGGAGCUGAUCAACAACUACGACGGCAAAGUCCACGGCGAGGAAGACAUGAUCCCUGGCUCCGUCCUCAUCAGCGAUGCUGUCUUCCUGGAGCUGGUGGACGCCCUGAACCAGCACUCGGACGAGGAGGAGGAAGGGCACAAUGACGCCGUGGACGGGAAGCAGGGUGACGGGCAAGAGGACCUGCCGGUGACGCGGAAGAGGAAGCGACACGCCGCGGAGGGCAGCAAAAAGAGUUCCAAGAAACAGUUCCCCAAUGACAUGAUCUUCAGUGCCAUUGCCUCGAUGUUCCCGGAGAGCGGCGUCCCGGACGACAUGAAGGAGAGGUACCGGGAGCUGACGGAGAUGUCCGACCCCAACGCGCUCCCGCCGCAGUGUACGCCCAACAUCGACGGCCCCAACGCCAAGUCCGUGCAGCGCGAGCAGUCCCUGCACUCCUUCCACACGCUGUUCUGCCGCCGCUGCUUCAAGUACGACUGCUUCCUGCACCCUUUCCACGCCACCCCGAACGUGUACAAACGGAAGAACAAGGAGAUCAAGAUCGAGCCAGAGCCCUGCGGCUCCGACUGCUUCCUGCUGCUGGAGGGCGCCAAGGAGUACGCCGUGCUCCACAACCCGCGCUCCAAGUGCUCCGGGCGCAGGCGGCGGCGGCACCACGGAGUCAGCGCUUCCUGCCCCAGCGCCUCCACCUCCGCCGUGACUGAGACAAAGGAAGGGGACAGUGACAGGGACACGGGCAAUGACUGGGCCUCCAGCUCUUCAGAGGCCAACUCGCGCUGCCAGACACCCACGAAGCAGAAGGCCAGCCCCGCGCCUGCCCAGCUCUGCGUGGUCGAAGCCCCGUCGGAGCCCGUGGAGUGGACAGGGGCUGAGGAGUCUCUGUUCCGCGUCUUCCAUGGCACCUACUUCAACAACUUCUGCUCCAUCGCCAGACUCCUGGGCACAAAGACGUGCAAGCAGGUCUUCCAGUUUGCGGUGAAAGAAUCGCUCAUCCUGAAGCUGCCCACCGACGAGCUCAUGAACCCCUCGCAGAAGAAGAAGAGGAAACACAGGUUGUGGGCCGCGCACUGCAGGAAAAUUCAGCUGAAGAAAGACAACAGCGCCACACAAGUGUACAACUACCAGCCCUGCGACCACCCGGACCGGCCCUGUGACAGCACCUGCCCCUGCAUCAUGACCCAGAAUUUCUGCGAGAAGUUCUGCCAGUGCAACCCAGACUGUCAGAACCGCUUCCCCGGCUGCCGCUGCAAGACGCAGUGCAACACCAAGCAGUGCCCCUGCUACCUGGCGGUGCGCGAGUGCGACCCCGACCUGUGCCUCACCUGCGGGGCCUCGGACCACUGGGACGCCAAGGUGGUGUCCUGCAAGAACUGCAGCAUCCAGCGCGGCCUCAAAAAGCACCUGCUGCUGGCCCCCUCGGAUGUGGCCGGCUGGGGCACCUUCAUCAAGGAGUCGGUGCAGAAGAACGAGUUCAUCUCCGAGUACUGCGGCGAGCUCAUCUCCCAGGACGAGGCUGACCGGCGAGGGAAGGUCUACGACAAGUACAUGUCGAGCUUCCUCUUCAACCUCAACAACGAUUUUGUGGUGGAUGCUACUCGGAAAGGAAACAAAAUCCGAUUUGCAAACCAUUCUGUGAACCCCAACUGCUACGCCAAAGUGGUCAUGGUGAACGGGGAUCACCGCAUCGGCAUCUUCGCCAAGAGGGCGAUUCAGGCGGGCGAAGAGCUCUUCUUUGACUACAGGUGA
This is a messenger RNA of Chinchilla lanigera (long-tailed chinchilla), 2187 nucleotides long. It is a transcript of the gene Ezh1, whose product is annotated as enhancer of zeste 1 polycomb repressive complex 2 subunit. NCBI's taxonomy places the organism in Eukaryota, Metazoa, Chordata, Mammalia, Rodentia, Chinchillidae. Bases 1 to 2187 code for a protein of 728 amino acids. The record is from RefSeq and is a predicted model, not a curated record. Gene Ontology annotation, biological process: chromatin remodeling. The transcript has 18 exons. Gene Ontology annotation, molecular function: histone H3K27 methyltransferase activity; protein binding.